AAAGAAACGAAAAGAAGGAACGUUAGUUUUAUUUAUUUAUUUACUUCGCUGACACUCUAGCUAAAACUGUUUGCAGUCGAAGCCGGACAUAACUUUCUUUUCCCGGCGCCAAUUAUCAUCCCAGCUCUAGAAUGCUGUUUUGGUGAUAAUAGCGAAGCUGGGAAGUCUGAGUAUUAGAAAUCUCGCGGAGGAUGAGGAGCCAAAGCAGUUACAUGCCGCCUCCUUAUGUUCCAUUGGACCAGUCAGAUCCCGCAGUAGACAUUACUCCGAGCAAUGAUGGGGGUUCUCUUCAAGAUCGCAUGAGUAAUGUACCAGUACAGUGGUCUUCCGGAAUCUGUGCUUGUUGCGAUGAUAUGCAGAGCUGUUGUGUAGGCCUUGUCUGCCCUUGCUUUCUAUUUGGAAAGAAUGCAGAGUUUUUGGGAUCUGGAGCUGCAACAGGAUCAUGCAUGACCCAUCUUAUUUUGUGGUCACUGGUCAACACUGUUUUCUGCCUGUUAACCGAGGGAAUUCUAUUGGGUUUACCUGGCUGUUUCAUUGCAUGUUACGCUUGUGGCUAUCGCAGGGAGCUGCGAACCAGGUAUAACUUGCAGGAAGCACCAUGUGGAGACUUUGUAACUCACUUUUUUUGCCAUCUGUGUGCCUUGUGUCAAGAAUACAGAGAAAUUCGAGAAAGAUCUGGCAGUUCUUACUCCCCUGAUCUAUCUCUGGUGGAAGUCACAGCUCCGCAAGUCCAGACAAUGGAACCGGCAUCUACAGCUUAGUGUUCAUACAUAUAUCAUCCUCUUACUGGCAGAUCUAAGCAUAACUUCAUGAUAAAAUGAAACUGUUUUACUUCAUAUGGCAACAGACAAGCUAUUAGAGAGAGAUCUGAAAUUUGACUUUGUUUAUACAAGUCAUUAGAAAUAUUAUAUUUUGUAACCAGUACUGCUUCUGAGCACCUUAUGUAACUAUUAUACCAAUAUUGAACAUUAAUAUGAAUUGUUACCUUGCAA
This is a messenger RNA of Daucus carota subsp. sativus, 992 nucleotides long. Its product is annotated as protein PLANT CADMIUM RESISTANCE 10. The record is from RefSeq and is a predicted model, not a curated record. Bases 192 to 761 code for a protein of 189 amino acids. NCBI's taxonomy places the organism in Eukaryota, Viridiplantae, Streptophyta, Magnoliopsida, Apiales, Apiaceae. The transcript has 4 exons.